GAGGGGGGGGGGGGUUCGAGAAGAGCUUCGGGAAGUCGGAAACGCGUAGCUCCGUUUCCUCCCGAGGACGCGCGGAGAGGGGAGAACGCCCCUCCGUCACUGAAUUUUUUUCCAAUUUUUUUUUCCAAUUUUUUUUUUUAAAUCCCACCGUUGAUGACCCAUUCUCUCGCCACCACUCCCACCCCAUGCCUCCCUACAUCGCGGGGACACACUCCGCUCUAUGUGUCACCCACCCGUCUAACUGUCCGGCAAGGCUCAUGCCCUCGAGAUCCGUCCGCUUGCACCUCGCACAGCAACGAUGCAUUCGAACGGCAGCGUCUCGACCAACUCGACCGCCGCGCCCGAUCCGAGCAACAUUUUCGGUCUGGACUCGUUCUCCGAGCUCCUGCUGGUGUUCGCAGUCUCGGUGGCGAUCGGCGCUCUCCUCGGCGCCUCCGCGUGCCUCCUCGCGUCGUCCUGCCGCUGCUCCCCAUCGCCGCGGCGGCGGCGUCGCGGGCGACACUCGACGUCGGCGAAUGUUCCCGGGCGUCGUGGCGGGCGGAACGUUCAGGCCGCGCGGGCCCUCCUCCGCAUCCGUGGCCCUCUUGCGGCAGAGCAGCGUGAGCAGCGGCGGCUACGGCAAGCACUGCGGCAUGGCCCUCUCCAUCCCCUUGCCGAGGCUCCACUCGACGGACGCGCCCGGCUCGUGCUCGCCCCACGCAUUUGCCAGGGCGGCCGCCGCCGCCACCACCACCACGUUCCAGCCUCGGGCGCAAGCCAAGGCGGCCGCGGCGGCCGCGGCGCCCGCGACGCCUCCGGCGCCCUGCGCCCUGCCCGCGGGCUCGUCCGCCGCACCGCUUCGGGCGAGAAGCACCGGGCCCUCGGUGGCUCGGCUGUGCGGCCGGACCUUCUACGAGCCCAGCCACGAGGUCGCGCAGGUGCAGCGAAGCGAGGUCCUCAAGCCGACGCCUCGCGACUUCGCCACGGUGGUGCAGGCGGCCGCGGCGCGCCCGCUCGAGCCGGUCGCGAACCGUGACGCCGGAUCCGAGCGGUCGGACGCGGCAUGCCAGGGGGAUCAAGGCAGCUCGACCGAGACGCUGCCUGCUGAUUACUGCAUGCGGCCACAGGAGAUGGGCAUCAUCACCACCGCCGAGAGAGGAGGAGGAGGACGAGGAGAGACACUCCAGAACAUCAGGAGCGAGUUGGCGACACGGGACUACGGGAACAAGCCAGAUUUUAUCAGGACACUUUAG
Molecule: messenger RNA, 1232 nt
Organism: Lethenteron reissneri (Far Eastern brook lamprey)
Lineage: Eukaryota; Metazoa; Chordata; Hyperoartia; Petromyzontiformes; Petromyzontidae
Source: RefSeq, a predicted model, not a curated record